GUAUAUACGCACGAGCACCUUUGCCAUAGACAGUACUACAAUUUUCAAUCGAGCCCGACAACAAACCAAAAUUAUCCAUUUUCUCGCUCCUUCAAAAUGGCCAUGGCCAUACAAACAGUGUCGGAGAGCAAAGAGCUUCGGGGGCUCAAUCUCAUUGCAGCCCACUCUCAUAUUCGAGGCUUGGGAGUCGAUCCAGAAACUCUCGAGCCGAGAGCUUCAUCGCAGGGUCUCGUUGGGCAAGAGAAAGCGCGAAAAGCUGCAGCCAUAAUUUUAGAAAUGGUUAAGGAUAGAAAGAUUGCAGGCCGAGCUGUAUUGAUCGCUGGCCCACCGAGUACCGGAAAGACAGCAAUAGCGAUGGGAAUGUCACAAUCCUUAGGCCCCGAUGUUCCUUUUACAGCCUUAGCCUCAUCCGAAAUUUUCUCACUAGAAAUGUCAAAAACCGAGGCUCUUGAACAGGCUCUUCGUAAAUCGAUAGCUGUGCGGAUCAAAGAGGAAAGUGAAAUAAUCGAGGGCGAGGUCGUCGAGAUACAGAUAGAUAGAAGCGUAACUGGAGCAACAAAGCAAGGAAAAUUGACUAUAAAGACUACUGAUAUGGAAUCAAUCUACGAUAUGGGCAGUAAAAUGAUUGAUUCAAUGACAAAAGAACGAAUCAUGGCAGGAGAUAUAAUCUCCAUCGAUAAGGCUUCCGGAAAAAUAACAAAGCUAGGGCGCUCAUUUGCAAAAUCACGCGACUACGAUGCAAUGGGCGUUGAUACCAAGUUUGUUCAAUGUCCAGACGGAGAUCUACAAAAGAGGAAAGACAUGGUACACACUGUCAGCCUUCAUGAAAUCGAUGUGAUAAACUCAAGGACUCAAGGAUUUUUAGCCCUGUUCUCGGGAGAUACUGGUGAGAUUAGAAGCGAAAUUCGUGAUCAGAUAAAUAUCAAAGUGGCUGAAUGGAAAGAAGAAGGGAAGGCCGAAAUUGUGCCAGGGGUACUGUUUAUUGAUGAAGUUCACAUGCUUGAUAUUGAAUGCUUUUCCUACAUUAAUCGUGCGCUUGAAGAUGAGCUAGCCCCUAUCGUCAUUAUGGCAUCCAAUAGGGGGCAAACUAGAAUCCGCGGCACAAAUUACCGAAGUCCACACGGCCUUCCGGUCGAUUUUCUCGAUCGAGUGGUUAUCGUGAGCACACAUGCUUAUCAGAAGGAAGAGAUACAACAAAUUUUAUCUAUCCGCGCCCAAGAAGAAGAAGUCGAACUCACACCCGAUGCACUUUUGCUCUUGACCAAAAUCGGGCAGGAAACCGGCAUACGGUACGCUAGUAAUCUAAUUACGACCUCACAACUCAUUUCGGCUAAGCGAAAAGCAACCCAGGUUUCUAUAGAUGACGUUAAUCGUAGCUUCCAACUAUUCUUUGACUCUAGCCGAAGUGUCAAGUUUGUUAGUGAUUUUGAAACCCGACUUAUUAACGAUGGAGGCUCUGCAAAUUUAUCCACUACCAUUGGACUAGGCGACGCCAUGGAGAUUUCAUGA
Blumeria graminis f. sp. triticale is the source of this 1509-nucleotide messenger RNA. The record is from the annotation of a GenBank genome assembly. NCBI's taxonomy places the organism in Eukaryota, Fungi, Ascomycota, Leotiomycetes, Helotiales, Erysiphaceae.